This is a messenger RNA of Triticum turgidum subsp. durum (durum wheat), 2469 nucleotides long. The record is from the annotation of a GenBank genome assembly. Lineage: Eukaryota; Viridiplantae; Streptophyta; Magnoliopsida; Poales; Poaceae.
AUGUUGGUGGAAAUAAGCUACUUGAAGAAGUGCACAGUUGUUGUUCUGCUGAUUCCAUCUGUGUUAGCAAUAAGAUGUUUCUCGGCUACCACGCCAAGAGACACCAUCGCGUUCAAUGAAUCCAUUUCUGAUGGGCAGAGCCUUGUUUCUAGUGACAAGAAAUUUGUGCUUGGAUUCUUUAGCCCUGGAGCUUCAAGCCACCGAUAUAUUGGUAUAUGGUAUAACAGUACUCCAAAUGGAACGGUUGUAUGGGUUGCUAACAGGAAUGAUCCAGUAUAUGAUAAGUCCGGUGUACUUAAGUUUGAUGAUGUCGGUAAUCUGAUAGUCCAAAAUGGCACAGGCAGCUCGUCUAUAGUUGCUUUUGGUUCUGGGAUGGGAGUGAGGGACAGGGAGGCUGCAAUACUGUAUACUGGCAACUUGGUGCUAAGGAGCAUGGCCAACCAUUCAAAUAUCAUAUGGGAUAGCUUUGCCUAUCCUACUGAUACAUGGCUCCCUGGAAUGAAUAUUACACUUAGAAAUUUGCUGAAAUCAUGGAAGAGCUAUGAUGAUCCAGCAACGGGAGAUUACACUUUUGGUUUUGGACCGAGCAUAAUUAAUAAAUCAGCAUCACAAUUCAUUAUUAACUGGAAUCGGAAUUCAUUUUGGACAAGUGCAUCCUGGAAUGGUGACACGAAUUCUCUCAUUCCAGAACUGAAAUCUAUGAGUAUCAUCCCUGUUUCAUUUCAGUGUGACAACCUUACAUGCAUGUACACUCCCAACCCUGCUGGCAUAAUGACUAAGAUUGUUUUGGAUCAAAGUGGUUCACUGAACAUAACACAGAUCGAUCCGGAAACCAAAUUGUGGACAUUGUUAUGGAGACAUCCAGAUAGUUGUGAUGUGUCUAAUUUAUGUGGAGUUAAUGGUGUAUGCAACAACAGUAUGUCCGUAUCAGCAUCAGAAUCCAUUUGUCGGUGUCCAGAAGGAUUUGCAGCACAAGACCAAUCAAAUUCUAGGAAAGGGUGCACCAGACAAACCCCACUGCAGUGUAAUGGUGAUAGGUUUAUUGAUAUGCUUAAUAUGACAGUUCCUGGCAACAGACAGAAGCUGUCAGUUGUGGGAAAAAGUGGCAACAGACAGAAGCUGUCAGUUAUGGAAAAAAGUGAAUGUGAAUUUGCCUGUAUGAAAAGUUGCUCUUGUACGGCAUAUGCUCAUUCGCUCUCCGAUGGUUGCAGCUUAUGGCAUGGCAAUCUAACAAACUUGCAGGAUGGAGUUGAAACUCUUCAUCUUCGUAUAGCUGCAUCAGAAUUACAUGGUCACAAAAUGCUUUGGAUAGCAUAUAUACUUCCGCCAGUUGCAUUCCUUGUCUUUUGUCUCAUCUCUUUUAUUUGGAUUAGGAGAAGGAAAAAUAAAGGGAAAAGAAAACAGCCUGAUCACCCCCUCGUCAUGACUUCAGAUGUGAUGAAGCUAUGGGAGAGCGAAGACACAGGCUCUCACUUUAUGAUGCUUUCCUUUUCACAGAUAGAAAAUGCCACAGACAACUUCUCAACUGAAAACAAGCUUGGAGAGGGAGGGUUUGGCCCUGUGUACAAGGGCAACUUACCAAAUGGACAAGAUGUUGCUGUUAAGAGACUUGCAGCGAAUUCAGGUCAAGGACUACCAGAGUUUAAGAAUGAAAUCUUGUUAAUAGCCAAGCUUCAACACAGCAAUUUAGUGGGACUCCUAGGUUGCUGCAUUGACGGGGAAGAAAUGUUACUAAUCUAUGAGUAUAUGCCAAACAAAAGCUUGGAUUUCUUCCUAUUUGACCAAUCGAGAAGAGCUUUUUUAGUCUGGGCAAUGCGUCUUAACAUAAUUGAAGGGAUCGCACAAGGUCUUAUUUAUCUCCACAAGCAUUCUCGGCUAAGAAUUAUUCACAGGGACCUGAAACCAAGCAACAUUCUGCUGGACACUGAUAUGAACCCUAAGAUCUCAGAUUUUGGAAUGGCAAGAAUAUUUGAUCCUAAAGGAGGACUAGCUAACACGAAAAGAGUCGUUGGAACAUAUGGCUACAUGGCCCCCGAAUAUGCCAUGGCAGGUAUUUUCUCUGUCAAGUCCGAUGUAUUUAGCUACGGGGUACUGCUUCUGGAGAUCGUCAGUGGGCUAAGAAAUGCCGCAGCUCAUGGACAUGGAAACUCCCUAAACCUCCUUGGUCACGCAUGGGAGCUGUGGAAAGAAGGCAGAUGGCGCGAACUCAUUGAUAAAUCGUUGCACGGUGCAUGUCCUGAGAAUAUGGUGCUACGAUGCAUUCACGUCGGCCUGUUGUGCGUUCAGGAGAAUGCUGCUGAUCGGCCCUCCAUGGCCGAAGUCAUUUCCAUGAUUACUAGCGAAAAUGCCACCUUGCCGGCCCCAAAACAACCUGGUUUCGUAUCCAUGUUGCUUCCAACUGAAGCUGAUGUCCCUGAAGGAAGCUGCUCUCUGAAUGAUUUGUCAAUUACUGGCCUGGAUGGCAGGUAG